Molecule: messenger RNA, 3044 nt
Organism: Fusarium vanettenii 77-13-4
Lineage: Eukaryota; Fungi; Ascomycota; Sordariomycetes; Hypocreales; Nectriaceae
Exons: 5
Coding region: 1-2634 (877 amino acids)
Biological process (GO): telomere maintenance via telomere lengthening
Molecular function (GO): protein homodimerization activity; double-stranded telomeric DNA binding
Source: RefSeq, a predicted model, not a curated record
AUGGCUGAGCCCGCCCAGCCCGAUCUCAGCGCGGCCAUGUCCCCGACGGGCAUCAAGCAAGAGACAAACAUCCUCGACGGCCUCGAUCUGGACUCGAUGCUGCAAGCCGCGACCAAGCGUCCCUUCGAUGGAAACACCAAUGGCGACGAGUCCUCCAAGAGGGUCAAGACCGAGACCGAGCCUGUCCACGAUAACGCGUUCGAGCCAGACCCAGGCGCCGAAGAAUCGCUAGAAGAUGGGCUUGCGCUUCUAGUUCAGAAUGCGCUCAACAAUGUUGGCGAUCUGGUGUCCCAGUUCACUCAGGAUGCAAACAUGGCUCCGACGACAAAUGAUCCGAUGGAUGUUGAUCCCGCACCCAUCCCCGAAGCUUCUCUCCCUCCACCCCCCGUAACCUUCCUCUCUGACCCUCAAAAAUACCUGCGCAAGGCCAGUCGACAUGCGCUCGGCAACAUGGCUCUUUCUAUCCUCCUCUUGUUCUCGCAAUCCUUCGACGACUCAAUAAAGCCGAUCCGAGAUGUGGAAUCGCAACACGCCAAGGCUUUCCGGAAUCUGCAGACCUCGUUUGAACAAACCAAGCAGAUCUACUCUACGAGCGCCAUCCUAUCGGCUGAUGAGCUAGAGCUCCAAGACCAUGAAUCCCGCACCAUCCUCGAUCUUGCGAAUCUCGCCCAAUUCGCCAUUUGGCUACUCCAGACCACACCAUCGUAUUCCAACGCUCAUCAGAACUUUCACUCUAUAUUUCGAGGGCAAGUCUCAGACCUUGGUUCUGAUGCACUCGAUCUGUACCUGUCCAUCAAGACUCAAGUUGCGAUCGACGCGCUUGCUACGAAAACUCCAGAACAGCAGUCUGGGCCGAUACUAGAUGACGCCAUAAUAAGCGGGAUGGAGGAUAAGCUACGUGGGCUUCAUCACAAUUCGGAUCUGACACCAGCAGAUCGAGAGUUCAUCUCAUCUGUACGGUCGAUGAAAAACGCGAUUCAGGGCGAGGCGCAACCCGACACUGCAUCUCUAAGGGAAAAGUACAAAGUGGAUGACUUGCUGGCUCAAGUUGCUACUUGUGUCAAGACUCGACUGGCAUUGAUGUCGGAUCUCGGUUCAAGACUGGGCCAUCCCAUGCCAUCCAGUGAGGAGACUGCGGUUGACCUAUUGGGUGACGCCGCCGGAAAUGACGAUCCCGAUCUCGACUUGGAUGAUCUAUCUUCCUUUUUUGAGAAGACCACCUCGGGUCUUGUCCAGGACGCUCUGGCUGGUUUGACCGAGACCAAUCCGGAGCCAACACCAACACCUGCAGCUGAAACAGUUGAACAACCGGCUACAGCCGAACCCACAAAGAGCCCCGAGAAGGUAGAGCCUUCUUCAACGCCUCAGACAAAUGGCAAGGUGGACUUUAUGACGGACUAUAAGGAGUUGGAGGCUCUUGUGGCUGAAAGCACUUCGAAUUACGUCAAGACCACAUUACACGGGCUAUCUCCACAGUCACAUGCUCAGCAUCCUUACUACUCAUACACACACAGCAUACCCGAGCCUCCUCCUCCUCCCCCGGAGCCUGGUCAAAACUUGCCGCCCAAUCAAACCUGCCCGAGUGCUGUCUUGUAUGACAAGGCGAGACAGGCGGCAAUCUCAAAGUCAUCCGCCCACACUAGGAGAGAGGGUCUUCAUUCGACACGCCGCCCUUGGACUCAAGAAGAAGAAAAGGCACUCAUGGCUGGUCUUGACAUGGUCAAGGGUCCUCACUGGAGUCAAAUACUCACUCUGUUUGGACAGAACGGCACCAUAUCCGAUAUACUCAAAGAUCGGACACAGGUGCAACUCAAGGACAAGGCUCGUAACCUCAAGCUGUUCUUCCUCAAGACCAACUCAGAGAUGCCGUACUAUCUACAGGCCGUAACUGGCGAACUCAAGACUCGCGCUCCUACACAGGCAGCCAGGAAGGAGGCGGAGGAACGCGCAAGGUUGAACUCGGAGGAGGAUCAGGCCAGGAUACAAGGCAUAAUGACACUGGCCGGGGGACUGCAGAACCCUCCACAAGGACGGGCAGCGGGAACACCAGCCUCAGCAGUUGGUCAGGCUGUCAUGACACCCGCUCAAGCGGCGAGUGCAGCACAGGCCGCGUCGACGCAACACGGCUUGCCUGCCCAACAUCAAACACCUACUCACUCUUACUCUGCCACCUCCUCGGGAUAUCCACCCUCCUCGCUACCACAAGCCAGACCGAGCAUGAUUACUGCUACACAACAGUCUCAUCAGUCUACACCUCAGCAGCCUGCCCGGCCACAGGCACCUCACACUCCUCGAGCCCAACAACAACACCUACCGCAACAACCCCAGAGCGCCAUGCACUCUCCCGCUCAGGCUCGAUCCCACACGUCGACUCCUGUCGGGCAGAUGCAUCACUCGCCACCGGCUCACCACACCCCGACUCCUCAGCCCGCACCCGCGCAGCCCGCUCAGCCUCAAUACUCUCCCCCUCAACACUCGCAGCUCACAUUCCCGUCGCCUCCACCCACGGCGCCCGUUCACACCAUGCAAAUGCCCCAUGUGCCUGCCCCUGAGCCUCAACACGAUAUGCACGACAACGCUGCAGAGGCGGCGCUACUUCAGGGCCUCCAGGCGGCGGUGGCAGAGUCGCUGUGAUGCAACGUCGCACAAGGACGCCUGCAGUCCAACUAGGUAACAACGGCUGAUGCCAAGCCAUGAAGAGUUUUUCUACCACUCUGAGCUCAUCCACGCCUCAUCUUAUUGUUUCUUUUUGAACAUUUUUUCUUUUCGGUUUCGCAUUUGCUAUAACAAAAGCACCAUGGAUAAAAGUGCACUCGGCUACCCAAUUUUGUUUCCCCCAAAGUUCCAGGCAUCGACCUGAUUUGAAUAGGGAGGGGGGCCCAGCUAUAGAUGAAAAAGCCUCGACGGCGGAAUUUUAACAAAAAGGGGUGAAAUGAACCAGUCUUUGCUUGCAAUGAUACCACGACUUAGGAGCACGAUUGAUGGGUAGGAGGGGAGCGAGAAUAGUUGCGAUAGACUAUCAAAUCAAAAGUAUUACAAUUCGG